AUGCCUCGUGGCAUGCGAAAAUCAUGUUUCAUAUUCUUGUUCACGGCGCCCCUUACUCUGGACGGCUACAGGGAUGUCAGUUUUGAUCACGACUCUGACGUCCUCGCAAUGCCCCAGGACCAGUUGCACAUUCAGGAAGGGCAUAUUGCGGCGGCUACUGAGGUUACCUCGACCUCCACGCCCAUUGUCGCCGCAAAUGCGUUGGGUACAAAAAAGGACGAGCUCGAGUCGACAGCAGGGGCGGCCUCUGAGCAGGAUGCCGUGCAGGUUGUUGAGUCCAAUGUGUGGGGCCAGGCGGAACGAACUGGGGAGAGUUACGCCAUCACGCUACAACCAGGCAUUGUAGGCGUGAGGUACAGCGAGGGUACAGGACAUAUAGACCACGUCAGCAAAGGCAGCCAAGCAGAACAAGCCGGAAUCCAGAAAGGCGAUAUCAUGAUAGAGGUCGAUGGUUCCCCUUAUUCCGAGGGAGCUUGGCAAAAGCUUCGGAUGAUGAGUAAGUCCUACACGAUGUUAUUAUGGAGACCGUCGUUGGCCGAGUCUUUAGCGAAGUGGAUGCAAUGUCUUUCUGAUACGGCGAUUUGUGCAUACGUCAUUUGCAGAUUCGCCUACGACAGUCUGUUCGCAUCUCGAAUGCAAGGCGGAAGCAUAGUUCUGACAUGCAUGGCCAGUGCGCCAGUGCUGCUGUUGGUGAUAUCAUCAUCGUGCGCACAGGUUAUACAUCUGUGUGCGGCCCUGGUGUAUCGCAAUGUGCAGCCGGCGUUCUAUCUCUCUGUCUGCACCGUGUUCACAUGCAGCCAAGUUGUGGGAGUGCGUCGACUCCGCGACAGCCCACUCGCGCAGCCGACCCAAUCCGAUAUCACCCCCACACAUGCAGCCGAGCGGCUGUUCGCUGUGAUAUCGCUGGUGUAUUGGAUCAUUCGGUUAGGUUCUCUUGUGGAGAAAAUUCUCGGAAGCGACGCGCAACUAUUGCAAGUUGUUCUCGCUAGUUCCUUCGGCGAGUCAGGUGAACCAAAAGGGCUUUCCCAGUGGUUCUUCCUCUACGGGCUCGUUUGGGGGUACUCUCGUGUGGCUGAAGCUUGCAGCGCUCGCUUGCGGAAGGUAUCCGACGUGUUGCCUUGUGACGCAGAAGUGUUCGACGAAAAGGCGAAAAAACCUGUCGUCCAACUUGUCAAUGAUUUGUGCCCUGUAUUGGCAUGCAUUGGCAUGCCGCUCUUACUAAUGUGCGCUGGCUUGGUAAGAGACUCGUUUGUACUGAUGAGUCUCGUGAUGAAGAUUCAGAACGGGGUUUCUCCAUUUGCGAACUCGGUUGCUGUCGCCAGGGUUGGAUCCAGUGCAGCCCUCAUUGUUGUUGUCCUCACAACGGCUCCAUUCAGCAUUUCGUCCGAGCUCGAAGAGGUGAAGAGCAAACUUGCAGAGGCUCGCACUUAUGACUCUUCGCUGCAUAUUCAGAUCCAGGUCGUCGAGACCAUGCUCGCGCAGGCGAAUCGCGGACAAGGCUUCGGCAUAUCAGUCGGUCAGACAUGCGUGCUCAGCAAGGUUUUCUUUCAGACGGUGGCCAUUCGCUUCGUAGCCACCGCAACCAUUUGCAUGACAGUUGCGAAGGAGCUGCUCGGCUACGGACGCGCCGAGAGGCUAGCGAUGGACGACCUGCUGAUGAAGACUGACCUGCUUCUUGCUGCCAUGAAUCGGAGUCACAACAUGUCCAGGUUGCGUUAG
Molecule: messenger RNA, 1719 nt
Organism: Prorocentrum cordatum
Lineage: Eukaryota; Dinophyceae; Prorocentrales; Prorocentraceae
Source: the annotation of a GenBank genome assembly